Molecule: messenger RNA, 2513 nt
Organism: Calliphora vicina (urban bluebottle blowfly)
Lineage: Eukaryota; Metazoa; Arthropoda; Insecta; Diptera; Calliphoridae
Product: sphingomyelin phosphodiesterase 4
Exons: 10
Coding region: 148-2415 (755 amino acids)
Biological process (GO): glycerophospholipid catabolic process; sphingomyelin catabolic process; ceramide biosynthetic process
Molecular function (GO): sphingomyelin phosphodiesterase D activity
Source: RefSeq, a predicted model, not a curated record
AUUAAUUUGUGUUUGUGAAAAGAAAACAAAAAAAAGCAUUUAUUAAGAAAAAUUUAAUGAAAAGGCAUUGAUUAUUGUAAACCUUUUUUGUUCGUUUUAAUUUAUUAGUUGUAUAGAGAAAAUUAUUUAUAAAAAAUCAAUCGAAAUAUGGCCUUGUACAGUGAAAAUAUUGGCAAUCGUAUCCUUGAACUGCUUAGUUUUCCUCUAUUGGAUCGAUGUACAGAAUUGAAUAUACUAUUCGAAAGAUGCAAUUUACGAGAGCUGCAGGAAAUAUUUCCCUCAAUUGUACAGUCCGUAUUCGGUAUUGGUACUGGUGGUCUGGGUUGGGGCUUAAGGGCCACCACGAAGGAAAAUUCUCCCCAAUGUUUCGAUAUGCUGCACAAUUUUUUUGGACCCAUGGGACCAAUGUUUCGUUUGUGUUAUCGUUUGUUAAAUGAAGCCAUUAAGUUUGAGUUGUCAUUGGAACAAUUGCCGCACAAAUUAGUUGAACUUUUACACUCCGGUCAAUACAAUAUGUUUUAUGCCGACCUUAUUAAUGUUGAUCCUUUAAGAAGACAAAUUUCUUCUUUGUCUCUAAAUGCGUUUGACUAUUAUAUAUUACAUUUUGUAAUACAUGCUACGUAUCCUUUGCACAAAAUGUAUCCGGCUGCCUUACAAGUACACAAUGAACGCAUGAAAACUGUGUAUUUCUUUUUGACAGCUGAAUAUCUGUGCAAUUUUCUGCCCAGUCGUCCGGACGCCAUGGUUAUGCCCACGAAUAUAUGUACCAGUGUAAAAGCACCACAACCCAUGCCCGUGCAACAGUUACAACCAAAAAAAUCCCCCAAAUAUUUAAGGAUACCCCAGACGAAUAGUAGUUUAUAUGGUAAUAAUAUGUCACAAAUGAAUCAGCGCAGUGCAGAUGCAUCACCACGAGUACAUGCCUGGAGAACGGAGUCGGUUAUGCAUUUUUUCAUAGACACUUGGUUGCGUUAUGAUAUAGACGAGGCCAGGGAUCUUCCCAGCAGUGAAUUUAUACGUGUUGUGCGCAUUUUGGUGAAACAAACACAUUCCUUUGCCAAUGCUGCUUCUUUGGAUCAAACUGCCAUGGCUUCUUUGCGUAAAAUGGCUCAACCCAUGAUGAAGCCACGUAUUUAUCCAUUUAUCAAAAGCAUUAUAGGAAGAUGGCCAUUGGACAGUUCAUUGUCUGUGGUUUUGGAAUUAUGGCUAAGCUAUAUACAACCUUGGCGUUAUAGGUUUGAAUGGCAAAAUAAUGGUAUGACAAGUAUGGAUGGUCCCAUCAGUAGUAGAUUUGAUUCUUUUAUAGCUGAAAAUUUGGUCAUAUACACACAAAUCUUUGUGCAUAUAUUACCGCGUUUUGAAAGAUUAGAUUUCACCUCCUUUCCCAAUGUUAUUAUGUUGCAUCGUUUGGUAAAGGUUUUCAGUCAACCAGGAUUAGCCCAAAAGUUAUAUCAAGCCGAAAAAUCAUUUGCCGGCAGCACAAUGGCAUUUGAAUCACCCCGUAAACACAGUACCUUCUUAAGCUCUACUCCGGGUUCUUGCGACUGGGCUGAUAAUUUUUAUCACGAUGAUGUGUACACCCCCAUGUUUGGCCCCGUCAUACGCCAAGAACUGGAACAAUUUAUUAAAACCGUACAUAUCUCACGUAUGUAUAUACUGCAAGAAAUCCAAACUAUACGCCGUGAACAAUUGGAUCGACGUAAAUCGUUGGGUUUCUUUAAGAAACUAUUUAUUAGUUUAUUUGAAGACAAAUCUCCCGAAGAGUUGAAAUUACAGGAAAUUAAUAAAAUACCCGAUAUACUUGAAUUGGCGGUUCGUUCUCUAUGUCAAAUGUUUGAAGUCGAUUUGCCUAAUAUAUCUAUGGAACAAUUGGAUGUUACCGCUAGUGCUAGCUUUAAUGAGAGCUUCAAUUUCUCCAUAUAUGACAAUAGUGAUUAUCUAGAUUUUUCUCGUGUAUCCCCUAGACAAAUGAUGGACAAUUUAGCAAAUAUUAAGUCAUCUAUUGAUCCUGCUCUUAUGCCCAUACAAACGUAUGAAGUUAAGGUGUUGGUGCGCAUAUUACAUCAAAUUUGCUGUUGUAUCAAUGACAAGUAUGGCCCCCAAUUACAAACCCUCUGGACUCGUUCGGAUAUUGUUGGUAAACUAUCCCGACAGAUUUUAUACGCUCCCAUGACGGCUCAAUGGUUUGACAAACCAAGAGCUUCUGGUGAUGUUUCAGGUGUAAGCGAAUUGUGUGAACAACAAGUACCAGCCCGUUUAUGUUUACGAUUUUUAGCCUCAUAUCGUGCAUUAGCGUUAAUAUUUUUAGCUCUUGCUCUUGGCUAUAUAUUCUGGGGCUCAUCGACAUUUGGUUUAACAACAUUAUUGUUGAUUACAAUAAUUUAUGUAUUUAUUAUGGCCCUUAUAUCGUCUUAGUGUCAACUAAACCUGUCCAAAGCAUCAAAUAAUAAUGAAAUAGCAUAUUUUGUUAAGAAAAAUUUUGUAAUAAUAAAAAAUUUAUUUUAACAAUUAAA